AUGUCAGGUGAAGGGAAGACAGUUAUUGACGCCGUUGAAACCACAAUGGACGGUGAUGAAAGUUACUUUCGAAUGUUUGUGGGUGAGGAAGGAGACCGAAGCAACCUGCAGAGUCGAUUUUACGAAAACAAGUACCCUGAGGUCGAAUCCGUUGUCAUGGUGAAUGUCCGCAAUAUUGCUGACAUGGGUGCCUAUGUCUCUCUUUUGGAAUACGACAAUAUUGAAGGAAUGAUCUUACUUUCCGAGCUAUCUCGUCGUCGUAUUCGUUCCAUUCACAAACUUAUUCGCGUCAACCGCAACGAAGUUGUGAUGGUCCUUCGUGUUGAUAAGGAAAAGGGUUACAUCGAUCUUAGUAAGCGCCGAGUAUCUCCUGAAGAUGUCGCAAAAUGCGAAGACCGAUACAACAAGGCUAAGGCCGUACAUGGAGUGCUCCGUCACUUGGCAGAAAGACGAAAGCUCUUCUUGGAAGAGUUGUACGAGAAAAUUGGCUGGCCGCUAUACAAGAAGUACGGCCACGCAUUCGAUGCUUUCAAGAUUGCUAUUUCCGAGGAUAAGAAUGCUGGGGAUCCAUUCGCCGAACUUGGUGAUGUUCCUCCGGAUAUCAUUGAAGAAUUGAAGACAUAUAUUCUGCGACGUCUAGCACCACAACCGAUCAAGAUCAGAAGUGAUAUUGAAGUUUCUUGCUUCACUUACGAGGGAAUUGAUGCCAUUCGCCAGGCAUUGUUCGAUGGUAUGGCUGUUGGAAGCGAGACAAACCCCAUCCGAAUCAAACUUAUUGCACCACCUAUCUAUGUUCUUUCAACGACUACGCUUGAGAAAGAAGUCGGUAUUGGUAUGUUGAACAAAGCAAUUGACACGAUCAAGGAGACAAUAACAGCAAAGGGAGGAAAGAUUGACGUCAAGAUGGCACCAAAGGCUGUAAGUGUCAAGGAAGAGACUGAACUCCAAGAUAUGAUGGAGAGACUGGCCAUGGAGAACGAAGAAGUUGACGGUGAUGCCCCAGAUGAAGAAUAA
Molecule: messenger RNA, 1014 nt
Organism: Cylindrotheca closterium
Lineage: Eukaryota; Bacillariophyta; Bacillariophyceae; Bacillariales; Bacillariaceae
Source: the annotation of a GenBank genome assembly